Molecule: messenger RNA, 2759 nt
Organism: Protopterus annectens (West African lungfish)
Lineage: Eukaryota; Metazoa; Chordata; Ceratodontiformes; Protopteridae
Gene: MTX1
Product: metaxin 1
Exons: 8
Coding region: 67-1023 (318 amino acids)
Biological process (GO): mitochondrion organization
Cellular component (GO): SAM complex
Source: RefSeq, a predicted model, not a curated record
UUUUAGACCAGAAGUCUGCAUCAGAUACUUCCGGGUUAAAGGAGCAGUAUCAUUCCAAGAUUCAAAAUGGCAGCGCCCAUGGAGUUAUAUUGUUGGAAAGGAGAUUGGGGUCUUCCCACAGUGGAUGUUGAGUGUCUUACAGUUUUGACUUAUGCCAAAUUUGCGGGAGCUCCUUUAAAAGUGCGCAAGAUUACCAACCCCUGGAGAAGUCCUUCAGGCAGCUUACCUGCACUGAAGUCUGUUGAUGAAGGUGUGCUGUGUCAGCCUCAUAAAAUCAUUACUCACCUCCGAAAACAGAAGUACAAUGCUGACUAUGAUCUGUCAGCCAAGCAAGGAGCUGAUACCAUGGCCUUCAUCUCACUACUUGAGGAAAAAUUGCUGCCAGCAGUGAUCUAUUCAUUUUGGGUGGAUUCAAAGAAUUACGUUGACCACACACGGAAGUGGUAUGCAGAAGCCAUUCCCUUUCCAUUAAACUUCUUCCUGCCAAAUCGUCUUCAGGGAAAGUACCUAGAGAGGCUGAGACUAACAAAAGGCAGUGGUUGGUGUGAGGAGGAUGAAGAGAAAGAGAAAGAGCUCUUUGCAGAGGCCCGUGAAUGCAUGAACUUGCUGUCUCAGAAACUAGGAACACAGAAGUUCUUCUUUGGUGAUUCGCCUGCCUCUCUGGAUGCAUAUGUGUUUAGUCACCUUGCCCUGCUACUGAAGGCAAAGCUACCAAAUGGAAAACUGCAACAACACCUGAAAUCUCUAGAUAAUCUUUGCAGCUUCUGUACCUCCAUCUUGUCCCUUUAUUUCCCAGGGAAUGAAGGUGAACCGAAUUCAAAGAAAAUGGCUUCUUCUGGAAAUUCCACUGAUUUGGAUGAUGAUCCCUUCAAAAGACGCAAACAGAUACUGUCUGUGGUUGUAGGACUGGCAGCUAUGAUUGGAUAUGCCUUCCUUAGUGGAAUUGUCUCUAUCGAGCGUGUUUCAGCAGCAAAACACCUGACUGACUCCAGUCAUCUUCAUGAUGACGAUGAUGAAGAAUAAGUCAUAGUACCUGAAUUUGUUUUUUUAUUUCUGACCUUGCUGAACUAUGGAUAUUUGACAUGUCUUUUCUCCGUAAAACCUGGUUUAUACUGGUCUGAGCAGUUUUUACAGAAAGUACCAUUGCAUCGUUGAGAGAAUUUGCCAGUUCCAGAAUUAUUUAACUUGCCUUAUUUACAUCUAGAAGAGGGUAGAUCUGAAUUACCCUGAUCGAAAGGAUCUCUCUGAAAUUCUGAACACCAUGUAAAGAUGACAGUAGUUAGUAUUAUUUUGAAUCAGGAGUGUGUGUGUGUGUGUGUGUGUGUGUGUGUGUGUGUGUGUGUGUGUGUGUGUGUGUGUGUGUGUGUGUGUGUGUGUGUACUGGAAAAUACAUGCUGGUAACUGUUAGAUUUUCCUUCUUAACCUAGUUCCCCUUUAUGUACUGUUACUUUGCAAGUGUGUGUCCUGCUCCUGUGUACUGGCACUGAAAGCAUUAUCCUCUGUGUCAACAUUCUGGUUCCAUGCUGCCUUGAACACUCUCCCGUGACAGAAUCUUCUGAUACCAAUUUGUCAAUAGUGUCCCCCAAAGUAUGUAAUGCCUGUCUGUGUGUGUGUAGGGGGGGUUACUAAAUGAUGGACAGCAUCAAAGCAACCUUUCUAAGACAUGGUUAUUGUUUGCUGCUGAUACAGGCCUCACUGUAUUAGUCUUCAGUGGUUACUGGCAGUGUUCGCUGUCACCAUGGACCUCAUGCUCUGUUGGUACUGCAUACUGUGCAGAUUUCAUUAUGUUUUAGAUGCAAUCAGUUUCUGGUACCAAUACCCAAGCUUCUUUUCAUUGUGCUGCUUGGGUUUCUGGUGAUACCAUGUACUUUACAACAAAGUCUGUUUGUUUUGUUUAGAAUUUCACUGGUGUUAAGCAAUGGAUUUUUCUCUUAAAGUGCAAAGAGCAUUAAGAAAAGAAAAUGCACAUGACAAGUACUCUGAAAUCAGUUCCGUUUUCCCUUUCUCUUCUAUCAGCCAGUUUGGUCUGGGAUCAGUCUUUUGAGACAUUGGACAAAAAAAAAACAUUCCAACAAGUAGUACAUGUAACUUGUUUUAGGGUGUAAAAUUCUUAACGUAGAAAUUUGCAUUUGAAUCUUACACCCAAUUUCUCUCUCUCUUUUUUAAAAUUAAUAUGAUUUAAAAGUGCUGCAUUUAACCAAACAUUUUGCCAUAGUGGUGGCCCAUUAAUUUGAAACAUAUCAGCAAAGGGAAUUGAAAAUCAGAAAAAUAGCUAGUCCAGGAAGCUCAUCUUCAAGAAAAUGUGUAAGUUAGUAUCAUUCCUUGCAUGGUACUUGUAUUUGUAGUUGCCCGUCUCACUUCUGAUGUCAGGUAGAAUCAAAUUGCAAGUGAGAAGUUAACAGCUUAGAAGCAAAGUUCACACUGUGAAGGAAUACGUGCUAUAGUAUUUGUCACACAAGUAGACUUUCUCAGUUUCUCAUGUUUUUAUUUAUUUAUUUAUUUAACACAGUAAACCCAACUGCCUCUUUUGGGAGCAACUUGGGAGCAAAGUAUUGCUCAUUUGCUUGAGUCAACAGUCAUUUCCAUGUAUUGAUCUGUGUUAAUUAUACAGUCUUGUGCAGCUUGUCAUCAUUUCUAUAUCUGUAAACUGAUUUUACCAAAAAGCUGAUUUUAUCUCGUUGUAUAUAUCAUGAUUAUGAAAUAAGCAGUUGAAGUGUAACAUUUCUUUAUUGUGUUAUCUCAUAGAAGUGUGCAUUUAA